Uranotaenia lowii is the source of this 3403-nucleotide messenger RNA. RefSeq names its product glucose dehydrogenase [FAD, quinone]. The transcript is spliced from 3 exons. NCBI's taxonomy places the organism in Eukaryota, Metazoa, Arthropoda, Insecta, Diptera, Culicidae. The record is from RefSeq and is a predicted model, not a curated record. Gene Ontology annotation, molecular function: oxidoreductase activity, acting on CH-OH group of donors; flavin adenine dinucleotide binding. The coding region runs from base 1208 to 3070 and encodes 620 amino acids.
CAUGCACGCACGCACGCACUACUGACUUGUACUUCUUCUAAGAACGAAAGCAAACGUAAAUACGAAAAGCAAGAAAAAAAACUGCAUCCUCCACCCACCCCUCCUCAGAACCAAACCACGCAUCAAAUCACAUCACAGCUCGCACGCACGAGACCAAUCAGCGCCGAGAGGCUCUGUCUGAUCUGUUGAAGCGAAGGGUGAUUCUCCCGGAUGUUCAGACCAGGACUAGAGCGUGCUCUCGCAAGGACCGCACGACUUGGCAUCGGCAAGAACGACGACGACUUCCUUCCGUACGAUCGGAUGCUGGCGUUCAUCAAUAAGGUGUAGAGAACAUCGUUGCACCACUGUGAGCACUGAGUAGCAAAAACAAAGAAAGCGAAAGCACUCGUCGCACCCAUCCUUUAUCAUAUUGUAGUGGAUCAAUCACCAGAGAGUGCGGGAUUACGUACGGGUCGCCAAGCAACCAAAGGGAAAGAGCAUCUAAGACACAAUUCCGGAGGAAGGGUGUACGCGGGUGUUGUUCUGUCGAUCCAGAAGAGCACCGCCGGCUCCAGUUCCAUCCAUGCCUUUCAAUAUAGCGGACUUUCGUGUGAGUUGAAGUUUCAAUAAAAUGGGCCAGGAGAAAUCUCUGCCCUCCAGAUGUACUUCCGCACAUGACUACCGACACCAUCAUCACCACCACCACCAUCAUCAUCACACGGCGUCCCUGGCUUCAUCGACGGGAUCGAAAUCCUCGGCCGCUCCUUCACGUUCCCCUUCGACGGCUUCAACGACCUCAUCGGCCUCUUCGGCGUCGGCCACUUCCUCGUACAAGAGCGUCGAACGGCAAACCAAAUACCUCAACGAGCAUCUCUACAUAAAGUCCUACUUGGACAUAGAAGAGGAAGACCGGAACGCUAAAUUGUUGUUCCAGAAAGUGCGACCCGGGAUACGAAAUUAUACGCCCAAAAUCCUCUCCGAGAACAACAAACAGGAUCUUGAUGUGUGGAUCUAGCGAACCAGUACCCAGUAGAACGCCUUACACACAUGCCGAUUCUAUCACCUAGAAAAAUAAUAGAAGAAACUUCCUAGGAUUAAAAUUCCGUCGCGCAAAACCUAUCGCUGCCUUACACCCUCUUCUGGUUGGAUUCAAAAUCAACUCCUUCACCGCAUCAUCAACACUUUUCGGCGGCUUUCUUUAGUGAAGUACACUUAUUUCUCUCGUGCAAUGGCUCUUGGACUCGCUUCCAUAGCGGCAGUAGCUGGAGGAAUAACGCACACCCCAAUAGCACUACUCACUCUCAUACCACUUAUAGCUGUAGGAGUCAAUUACUAUAGAUACCAAAGUGUGGAUCCGGAAUCGAAACCCAUUGAUGCAGAAACAAUAAGACGCUAUUAUGACUUUAUUGUCAUUGGAGCCGGAUCGGCCGGUGCCGUUGUGGCUUCACGUCUCUCAGAGAUACCAGAUUGGUCCGUGCUGCUGCUGGAGGCCGGGGGAGAUGAAACGGAGGUGACGGACGUGCCUUCGCUGGCAGGUUUCCUGCAGCUGACGGAGUUCGAUUGGAAGUAUCAAACGACGCCUUCGGGUGAUCGCAGGUACUGCCAGGCGAUGAUAGGCGAUCGAUGUAAUUGGCCUAGAGGAAAAGUGAUGGGAGGUUCAAGUGUGCUCAAUGCAAUGGUUUAUGUUAGAGGAAAUCGUAAAGAUUACGACAGUUGGCUGGAGCAGGGCAAUAUCGGUUGGGGUUAUGAUAAUGUGCUGCCGUACUUUAUAAAAUCAGAAGAUAAUCGAAACCCUUACAUGGCACGGUCACCAUAUCACGGAGUUGGAGGAUAUUUGACCGUCCAGGAGGCCCCUUGGAGGACGCCACUUUCGUUGGCCUUCGUCCAGGCAGGCAUUGAGAUGGGAUACGAAAACAGGGAUAUCAACGGUGAAGAUCAGACGGGAUUCAUGCUGCUCCAAGCAACGAUGAGACGCGGCAGCAGAUGCAGCACGUCCAAAGCCUUUUUACGUCCGGUUCGAUUGAGGAAAAACUUGGACAUAGCAAUGCACUCGCAGGUCACGCGAAUUCUAUUCGACAAAAACAACAGAGCGUACGGAGUAGAAUUUUCACGCAACAACAAGCGGCAACUGGUGUUUGCCAAGAAAGAAAUCAUCCUUUCAGCAGGAGCGUUGAACACUCCACAAAUCCUGAUGCUAAGUGGCGUAGGACCAGCAGACCAUCUAGCUGAAUAUGGCAUCAAGGUACGCUCGGAUCUGCCUGUGGGAGAAAAUCUACAGGAUCACGUCGGGCUAGGAGGAUUGACGUUUAUUGUUGAUGAACCAGUUACGGUUAAAACAUCACGUUUUACCACCUUACCAGUAGCAUUUGAUUACAUUUUCAACGAACGCGGGCCAAUGACGUUCCCCGGCAUCGAAGGCCUAGCCUUUGUGAACACGAAGUAUGCCGAUCCUUCAGGACAGUGGCCCGACAUACAGUUCCACUUUGGUCCAAGUUCGGUUAACUCAGACGGUGGACAAAACAUCCGAAAAAUCCUGAACCUUCGUGAUGGGUUCUAUAACACCGUCUAUAAACCCAUCCAGAACGCCGAGACGUGGACGAUCCUCCCACUUCUUCUGCGACCGAAAAGCACCGGCUGGGUACGGUUGCGAUCACGAAAUCCCUUCGUGCAACCCUCAAUCGAACCAAACUACUUCGACCACCCCGAAGACGUAGCAGUCCUGGUGGAAGGAAUCAAGAUUGCGAUCAACGUGUCUUACACCCGAGCAUUCCAACGGUUCGGAUCGCGACCACACAAAAUUCCUCUGCCAGGUUGCCGACAUCUGCCCUUCAUGUCGGACGAAUACUGGGCGUGCUGCAUCAAGCAGUUCACCUUCACAAUCUACCACCCGACAUCGACCGCCAAAAUGGGACCAAGCUGGGAUCCGGGGGCGGUGGUCGAUCCCCGAUUACGGGUGUACGGAGUUUCCGGACUGAGAGUGGUAGACGCUAGCAUAAUGCCAACGAUCGUCAGCGGCAAUCCAAAUGCGCCCGUUAUCAUGAUCGGUGAAAAAGCCUCGGACAUGAUCAAAAGCGACUGGGGUCGUUGGUAGCGAACACAAAGACUAUUCUGGGAAGAAAAAACCGAACAAAACAACAGAAAUUCUUAUGUGCCUAUUCCGAAUUUUGUUCUGGACAAUGUGUAAUACUUGAAACAGUGAAAAAAAAGACAAGAAAUAUGUGAUAUAAACAAACAAAAAAUCCCCAGCAUCUGCCGUUCGUUGAAUUGCAGGGCAAAACAAUCGAGAAGGACGAAUCUUACAAAGAGUGCAACGAGAGAAUAUAGUUUAGAAAAAUUCCUACUAGUCAGCACUUUCGGAUUAGAGAAUAAAUCCCAGUGUUACGGUAUACCGGUAAAACUAACUGAAAAGAAAAAAAAAACUAAA